Molecule: messenger RNA, 4337 nt
Organism: Cynocephalus volans (Philippine flying lemur)
Lineage: Eukaryota; Metazoa; Chordata; Mammalia; Dermoptera; Cynocephalidae
Gene: PTX4
Product: pentraxin 4
Exons: 4
Coding region: 2317-3798 (493 amino acids)
Source: RefSeq, a predicted model, not a curated record
AGGAAGCAAAGAGCGGCUGAGAUUUUAGACGUCAAUGAACGCGCUGGUGUAAACGAGGCCGUCAUCGACCUGUGUCCGUAGAUAACCGCCAGACGCAGGUGCUAAGUUAACUGAAGCUGAAAAAAAUUAAAAGUUCAGCUCCUUAGUUGCACUGGCCGCAUGUCAAGGUCUCGGCAGCCACCACAGCGCGGAUUUGCAGCAUUUCCAUCAGGGCAGAAAGUUCUGUCGCCCUCCCUGGAGCGGGGGUUGGGCUUAGCCUUUGGGGUGGGAGGGUGAUCCUGGAAGACCUGCGAAGGAGGUGUCAUUUCAGCAGAGAUGCACGUUGUGGGGAAACCCGGGGAACACUUAUUCAUUCAACAAUCAAAGGCCUGCUUGGGGCAGCGAGCACUCUUGCUGAGCAGCAAAUGAAAGAUCAGGGGACAAGGAAACUACACGCACAGCAUAUCAGCAAGUCAUUAUGAGAAAACCUAGGCAGGGUAAAAAAUGAGGGGCAAUGGGCGGGAGGCUGUUUUAGGUAGGGUGAGGCCUCUGAAGAGCAGACAGACAUCUGAGCAGAGCCCUAAAUGGAGUGAGUUCCUAAGAGCCCAAACGACAGAGCAGACCAGCCGUGUGAAUGCCAGAGGCCACAGCUCGUGCCCAGGGAGGUGGAGCCAAGGAAGGGGAGAUGGAAGGGUGAGGCCUGGGGGGGCGAGUGGCAGCUGGGACUUUAGUGUCUACUCAGUGCUCGGGGCAUUGAAGAGUGAGUGGGUGUCAGGACCUUGCCUUCACUUUCAAAGGUCCAUGCUGGGUGCAGUUCUGAGGACAGACGGGAGAGGGCAACCUCGGAUGCAGGGAGUGGGAAUGUUGAGAAGCGACUGACCGCAGGGGUCUCUAGGAAGCAGAGCUGAUGAUGAGUUGGAUGCGGGGUGUGGCAGGGAUGAUACCUUCCUGGGACCCUACAGGAGUCCCGUCAUCCCGGGAAUCUCUCCCAGGCUGCCGCUACUUUGUGGCCCUCUCCAGUUCCCAGAGCAGCUUGUCUUUCUUCGUGCCUUGGUUUUCCUGAAGCACAUCAUCCAGUAACUUCCCAACAAAGAGCACACAGAAGGUAAAUGUCUCAAGCCUUCGCACACAUCUGAAAAUGUCUUUAUUCUUUGCUCCUGGCCGCUUCACACUGGAGCUAGAUGAACAAUUUUAAAUGGAAAUCAUUCUCACUCAGAAGGUGUAAGGUUCGCUCCUGUCUUUGGCACUGGCACUGCUGUUGUGAAGGCCAACGGUUCUCUGGGGAAAGUCUCAUCCCUUUCCAGGUGACUAGGCUUUUCUCCCUGGAUGUUUUCAGCAUCUUCUUCACGUCUGUGGUGUUGCCUAGGGUCAGCCACCCGUUCCCUGACCCUGCACUCUCUGUGCUCAUGGAGUCUUCGAAAUGAUGGACACCUUUGGGGACGCCUUCAUGGGUUAUCUCAUUACCACACACUGCGUGGCUUAAAAGAACAGAAACUUAUCUUAUCACAGUUCUGGAGACCAGACAUCUGAAAUCAAAUCAUCAUGCUCCCUCUGAAGGAUCUUCUUCAUCUCUUCCAGCUUCUGGGGCCUCCAGAUGUUUCUUGUGGCUGCUUCACUCCAAUCUCUGCCCCCAUCUCAUGUGGCCUCCUCCUCUGUGUUUUCUCAUCUUCUGUCUCUUAUGAGGACUCAUCAUUGGCUUUAGGGCCCACCUAGAUAAUUCAGGAUGAGCGCAUCUCAAGACCAUUGCUUACAUCUGCAAAGACUCUUUUCCACAUGUGGUCACAUUCACAGGUACUGGGGUUAGGACUUGAGCAUUUCUUUUUGGGAAGCAUCAUUCAACUCCCUACACAACUCAUACCCCAAAGGAAAUUAAGGUGGCUCCCAAUUGCAUUUCUAUUGCUUUACCCGGGCUUCACAUUCUGCACUGUGCAUGGAUGGGACGCUGGGGUCCAGUGCAGACCUGGUGACUUCCGGCCCCAGUCGGAUUCCCUGCAUGCUUCCAUGGCUUGGUGGAAACAUGAGUCCAUGUGUUCCUGUGAAAACCAUCACCUCCGUCUGCCUCUGAGCCAAGCAGACAAGGGCUGGCACCCAAUAGAGUGAUUUUCCAAAGAAACCGUUUGCAUCUGUUUAAGCUUGUCUCCUUGGGAAACUCGGACUCUCAGAGCCCAUGGGCUUCAAGGCAGAUGCCUUUCAUUAGGGUGACAGGAAGUACCUGACUCCCAGCCAGGGCUGAAGAAGGAAAACUGCUCCACUGGAUAGCUGGGGGAGUGGGGAUGAGGCUGACACAGGAGGCCAACUGUCAGGCGGGAGGCCACCAGAGCCUCCUCAUCUCUCAGAAUGGGCUGCUCGGGGAGGAAGACCCUAUCUUUCCUCCUUAUUUUUCUGCCCAUAUGUCUACACAGGGCUACAUCACAGGGAGCUGGCCCAGCCGGCCCCCAAAGAAAACCAUUUUUUGAGAAGCUUCGUAGACUAGAAGAGCAGUUUCAGAGCUUCCAAGAGGUGGCCUUAACACACCUGCAGGGCAUCGCCAGCAACUACAACUUGUCCUACAACAUGGACGUGUGGUUCCGGAGCCUGGAGGAAGACAGCCGGGCUAUGGCUCUGGCGAUCACCCAGUCACAGGCCACUGUGCAGAGGGACCUAGCUCACCUGAAGACCUGGAUGAGGAAGAUCCAGCACAGAAGCCGGAAAGUAGACAUGAUGUUGCAGGCCUUGGACCUUGCCCUGAGUGAGGAGGGUACACGGCAGGCCUGGGAGAGGAAGGAGCAGAAGGCAGAGAGGGAUGCCAUCUCGGGCCUGGUCCUGGCCAUGCGGGCCCUGCAGGACAUGCUGGCCCACUUGAUGGUCCUCGUCCACAGGCAGGGUGCCAGGCUGGAUGCUCUGGAUGGGCCGCUGCAGGCUGGAUGCUCUGGAUGGGCCAACUCUGGCACCACAGCCCCAGGGCCACCCCCAGCCCUGACCCCAGCCCAGCCUGAGUCACCAAGGCCAAGCUACCUGAAGCUGCAGAGGGACUGGCAGGUGCUCAGAGCUUCUCCUGAGCACAGGAAUCCCCCUCAGGACUUUGCUGCCUGUCUCCAAGGGACAUGGGAGCCCCCAGCCCCAGGCAGUCAUUGGGCACCUGGUGGGGCUGCUGCAGCCCUGAGAGAGCCACCUCAACAGGAACAGCUGCCCCAGAGACUAGGAGAGAUUUGCAGCGUGGGCCCUGUGCUUGUUUUCCCCAACACCUCCACUGAGAACAUGGUUGUCCUCAGCCCCGGUUUCCUCACAGCCCUAUGGGCCCUGUCCUUCUGCAGCUGGGUCCGCACGUCCUCUGGCCACCUGGGCACCCUCCUGUCCCACGCAACCGAGGAGAACGACAACAAGCUGGUGCUGCACGGCCGAGACUCGCUGGUCCCUGGCUCCAUGGACUUUGUGAUUGGAGACCCGGCCUUCAGGGAGCUGCCACUGCUGGACGACCAGUGGCACCAUGUCUGUGUCAUCUGGACAUCCAUCCAGGGCAGGUACUGGCUGCACUUAGACCGCAGGCUAGUGGCCACCGGCUCCCAUUUCCGGGAGGGCUAUGAGAUCCCCCCUGGAGGAUCCCUUGUGCUGGGCCAGGAGCAAGACCAUGUCGGGGGCGGGUUUGACAGCUCGGAAGCCUUUGUGGGGAGCAUUUCUGGCUUGGCCAUCUGGGACCGGGUGCUGGUCCCUGGGGAGGUCGCAAACCUGGCCACUGGGAAGGAGCUCCCAGCAGGCGCCAUCUUGAUGCUGAUGGAAGGUGCAUUACUGGGUGGAUUCGUGCACAGGGCCAAAUGCACCUUCCUGGAUCACUGUGCCUGAGGCCAUGCCCCAUGGGGGCUGUGGUCAUGCUCUGAGCCAGCAAGGGGAGCAAGCCCCACCCAUGCUCGCCACCCUGACCCAGCGCUUCCACAAGGCACCUGGCUGCCGUCCUGGCCGUGCACACCUGUUCACUAACGCCACGUUCACACUAGUGUCAUGUGGCAGGGGGUAGACAGGAAACACAGAGUGGAAGAAAGGGCCCACAGGAAGUUCAGGUCCACCGAGACAGCCUUCUUCCCAUCGCGGCGGUGUUCUUACGUGUGGCAUCUUCAAAGCCUCUGGUUGCCUUGUUCUCUAUAGCAUGAAGUUCUCUGUAGCAUGGUUUUUGUGUCUGGUUUUUCUCACUCUGCGUGAUGGUUUCCAGGCUCAAGCAUGUAGUAGCAUGUCAGUGCUCCACUCCUUUUUUAUGGCUGAAUGAUAUUCCAGUGCACGGAUGGAGCACAUUUUGUUUCUCUGUUCACCCGCUGAUGGACGUUUGUUUGGACUGUUUGCAGUUUUUGGUUAUCGUGAAUAAAGCUGCCAUGAGCACUGCCUCACAA